UGUGUAGUGGAUGGGGGGAUCUUCGUCGUUGCAUUUCACGCAAAUCUUAAGGGAAAACAACGAAAUAAACAACCUAUCAACUUGUUGUUGCACCUUCGCCAAAACAAUUAAAAAUAAUUUUUUGCAUAUAUUUGGUAUUAUUUGGUAGAAUAAAAAUACGCAAAAGUUCAGUUAUAUGCUGGAGAGCCAUGAACCGAAGAUCUGCACGAGGCAAAGCCUACAAAAAGACCACCAACAAGCAAUAUAAUGUAAUGAUACGUGAAAUCGGACAUCAUCUCUCAGAUCCUCACAAAAGUAAAGGAGAGCAUUUCCUGUUUUGGUGUGAGUUGAGAGAUAAAUUAAAUGGGUUGGGACCACCAACACGCAACAUAACCGAAUGGAAAAAGGUUUGGAAUGAUUGUCAACGUAGCCGCAAACGUCGUGAACUUUUACGUUUGUCCAUCAAAGAACCAAAGCAAGAGCCUCUAGAUACAGAUGAUAACGAUGGCUAUGGACAAGAUACCAUGACACUAGAGGACGAAAUGGAGGAAUAUCAAAAUGAAUCUUCACAACAUUCCUAUACCGAUGCUGAACUAAAUAUGGAUGAUUCGGUGACAUCAUUUUCAAUAUACACACAAUCGAAUAAUACAAACGAACAAAGUAAUCAAGAAAAUCAACCUUUACCAUUGUCGCAGCUCAAGGAGUUGCCUUUACCGCCUCUCUACAGAUGUCCACCUACAUUAACAUACACUGUGACAACUAAACCUCAAACGCCACAUAGGCAAAAUCCAUCACAAACUCAACUACCUCCUCAGCCAAGGCCUUUUAAUAAUUUUGUUUUGUCAGCCCCCAGAACUAAUGCCAGCGAGACCAAUUUCAAUCAAGAUAUUCUAAAUAUUUUAAAACUUCAAAUGUCUCAACAAACUAAACUGCUGGAGCAUAUAUCACAAGUCUCAAAUAACAUGAACCAGCUUAUGGAGCGCCAGGUGGCAGCCAUUGAGAGGCAGACUGUGGCUGUACGCCGCCAGGCCAUUGCUAUGGAGCAUCAUACUUUGGUUAUGAAUUCCUUUGUCGAUAUGAUACGUGAUAAAAUGCCCAAAAAUUCCAAAACCAAUAGUCAAAAAUGACGAUGAUUGGAAAACAGAACCAGUCGUACUUGGUUUGGUAUAUUUUUUUUGUAUUGAAGACUUUCUAAGUGCUUUGUUUACCAUUGACUGGUGACAUUGUUAUAAACAUUAAAUGUAUUUAGAUGUAGUUUAAAUAUUUAUUACUUGCUAAGAACCUUAAAAACGAAGACAUUCCAGCAAAUAACGGUUGCAAGUUGAGUUGCAAGUUUUGUUUUAAAUUUUUGAACUUCCCUUUUCUUUCCUUCUAAUUUAGAAUUAUUUUAAUUAUCUAAAUUUUUGUUAAUUUAUUUGCUUUUGCAUAGGGAAAUUUCUCAGAAGUACAAUUCCGUGUAUUCUGUAUUUCAGGAAACUGCUGAAGACUAGGGAUCAUAGACUUUUUUGAAAUAUUUUGUAUUCCAUUGACUGGUGAAACUGUUCUAAGCUGUUAUACAUAAAUCUAGACUUAAAUUUCUACUUAAUUUGUGGCCUCGAUAUUAUUAAUAUUUAUAUAGUAGUUAGUUUUGAUAAUGUUUUAUACAUAG
Messenger RNA from Stomoxys calcitrans (stable fly), 1627 nucleotides. RefSeq lists its product as uncharacterized. Bases 189 to 1106 code for a protein of 305 amino acids. The transcript has 3 exons. Lineage: Eukaryota; Metazoa; Arthropoda; Insecta; Diptera; Muscidae. The record is from RefSeq and is a predicted model, not a curated record.